Molecule: messenger RNA, 6194 nt
Organism: Condylura cristata (star-nosed mole)
Lineage: Eukaryota; Metazoa; Chordata; Mammalia; Eulipotyphla; Talpidae
Gene: P2RX5
Product: purinergic receptor P2X, ligand gated ion channel, 5
Exons: 13
Coding region: 41-1441 (466 amino acids)
Biological process (GO): response to ATP; monoatomic cation transmembrane transport
Cellular component (GO): plasma membrane; nuclear inner membrane
Molecular function (GO): ATP binding; extracellularly ATP-gated monoatomic cation channel activity; purinergic nucleotide receptor activity
Source: RefSeq, a predicted model, not a curated record
GUGUGGCCGCGCGCUCCGCGCGCCCAGGUGAGACUGCACCAUGGGGCAGGCGGGCUGCAAGGGGCUCUACCAGUCGAUCUUCGACUACAAGACCGAAAAGUACGUCAUCGCCAAGAACAAGAAGGUGGGCCUGCUCUACCGGCUGGUGCAGCUCGCCAUCCUGGCGUACUUGGUGAUCUGGGUGUUCCUGGUGAAGAAGGGUUACCAAGACACCGACACCUCUCUGCAGAGCAGUAUCAUCACCAAGGUCAAGGGCGUGACCUUCACCAACACCUCGGAGCUUGGGAAGCGGCUCUGGGAUGUUGUGGACUAUGUCAUCCCACCCCAGGGAGAGAAUGUCUUCUUCAUCGUCACCAACUUGAUUGUGACCCCCAACCAGCGGCAGGAAGUCUGUGCUGAGGGAACUGCCACCCCUCCCCUUCUUUCCUGGCAGAGUGAAAGCAUUCCCGGAGCCACCUGCUAUGAGGACAGCGACUGCCCUCCUGGGGAGCCUGUUCUGACCGGAAAUGGAGUGAGGACUGGGCGCUGCCUGCGGGCAGAGAAUAUGCCAAAUGGCACCUGUGAGAUCUUCGCCUGGUGCCCAGUGGAGACCAGGUCCAGGCCCACGAAGCUGCUCCUGAGCAAGGCUGAAGAUUUCACCGUUUACAUAAAGAAUUUCAUUCGUUUCCCCAAGUUUAACUUCUCCAAGACCAAUGUGCUGGACACCAAAGACAGAACUUUCCUGAAGUCCUGUCAAUUUGACCUCAAGAACCCUUACUGCCCCAUCUUCCGCUUGGGGUCCAUGGUCAGCUGGGCGGGGAGCAACUUCCAGGAGCUAGCGCUGCAGGGUGGUGUGAUAGGAAUUCAGAUUGAAUGGGACUGUGAUCUUGAUAAAGCGCCCUCUGAAUGCAACCCUCGUUAUUCCUUUAAUCGUCUGGAUACUUUUUCAGAAAAUUCCAUCUCCUCUGGAUAUAACUUCAGGUUUGCCAAAUAUUAUCAAGAUGCUGCUGGGGUGGAGUUUCGCACCCUAAUCAAAGCCUAUGGGAUCCGCUUUGAUGUGAUGGUGGUUGGCAAGGCAGGGAAGUUCAACAUCAUCCCCACGAUCAUCAACGUGGGCUCUGGGGUGGCGCUCAUGGGAAUUGGGUCUUUCUUCUGUGACCUGGUACUCAUCUACUUCAUCAAAAAAAGCCACUUUUACCGUGACAAGAAGUACGAGAAAGUAAGGGACCUAGGGGUCCUCGAUGGGCUGGCAGAGUCCUCGCAGCAGGCUGAGACCCCAGAGGCCGAGUAUGAGGAGGAGGGAUCGGGGCUGCCGGAGCAGCCUGAGGCACAAGAUGGAGGCGGUGGCCAGAAGGGGACUGGCUUCGAGUGCCCACAGCUCCCCGAGUCCAGGUUUGGCCAUUUGGGGAAUGGAAAAGUGAAUGCGAAGCAGCUGGAGAACCUGCAGACAGUGGAGGCCUAGCCUGAGGUGUUGGCUGAGAGAUUUGGUGAAGACUUUGGGGGCAGAAAGCCCAGCUCUGAACUGGAAAGUCCCCUUUGUGAGGCAAUGGACAGGGGAUCUGAGGCACAGCCAUCUCUCCUGCACUUCGGGAUCCUGGUACAAGCUCUUUGUGUGUGGGGUGGGAGGCUUCCAGUGGCCAGAAUGGCUCAGUUCUAGGAGAGGUGGCCCUGGACAUGGAAAGGGGGCACGCCAGGAGCUGGGUGGUUCUGGAGUGUUUUUUUUUUUUUUCCGAGAACCUAGUUGGACAUUCAUUCCCUUAUAUACAGUAAACAUUUCUUGCGUGCUGUGUGGGCUGAGCCCCAUCCAAGAAAUGCUUAAAUGAGACGUUGACCAGUCCCCUCAGGGAGGGACUUUGGUCCAGGGCCAUCAGAGCCUGGCCCAGGCCCUCUGGCCCUCAGCUUCAGCUGAGACUUUCACAAAUCCCUGUGGAGAAUGACGGCUCCUCAGAGAAGGGCUUUGGUCAGCAUCCAAGGGGGUAGUUGGUCUUGCCCUCAAGGAUGAAAUUAAAGGGUUAAGGAGGACACCAGGGGACAGCAGGCCCUGGAGGGCUGAGGCAGGCCAGGGGCUCCUAGGCAAGGGAGCAUGCAAGCCUUGUGAAGCUCCGGGUAGAGCACCUGUCUUGGAUGGCAGUGCAUCUGCUGGCUCAGGGGGGCCGCCUGUGUCCCUGUCGACUGGCCUCUCUCUUUCCUCAAAGGCUCAGUCAGGAUUAAAGCAGUAACUGAUGGGGCUCACCUGGCAGGUGGAGAGUCUUUAGGGUCACCUUCACCCCCUCCACCCCAGCCCACGCCCUGCAGCACUCUGCUUCCCUCCUUCAGUGGCUCCAGGUGUGGUCCCUGGAUAGGCAGCAGCGGCAUCACCUGAGGGUUGUCAGAAAUGCAGCCGCAGGUCCCACCCGUAGCCCUGAAUCCGAACCUACAUUUCAACAUUCCCAGGUGGCUCCGGUGCUUGGAUCUGAGAAGCAGUGGUUGAGAUGGAAAGUCCUAGUUCUGAGGGUGACACCAGUUUCUAGGUCACAGGUGCUACCUGGAGAGGAGCCUCCCUACCCCCAGCAAAGUGGCAUCAUUUCCUUAGAGUAUUUCAUCUAGGUAAUACUUAUGACUCAAAAUGUAAAAGGCCCCAAAGCAUAGAUGGUGAAGAGUUUCCCUGUGUCAUACCCGUUUAUUGGCAAACUGUGUUACCAAUUUCAAGAGGUUCCUGUUUUGCCAAAAAUCCUCUUGGUUCCUGGCAAUCUCCCUCAGAAAUGAACUUUCCUCACACCUGCACCCCAGACCAAGUCUCCUCUGUCAGAAAGAGACAUGAUGGGGUAUGCAUAAGUCCUGGGCUAGGGGCUCCCCCUCCCGUGUCUGAGUCAUCCCUGUAUAAACAGAGGCCCCCAGCCCUGAACCUGGAACACCCUCACCUUGGCACCUGGUAACCUGGCAGCAUGGCCCACCUGCUGCAUUCUGGGUGAUCCACUGUGGCCCUUCCCUUCCUCACUACAGCAAGUCCUUGGAUUUGAGGAUCAUGCAUGUUACUCUUGUUACUUUUGGGAGGGAGUAAAUGGGGGAUGGUUGCCCAGAAGUUGCUCUGGUAGAGUCUGAGAACAGUCGUACUAUUUUAUAUAGAAUUGAAUAUGCCCUCCCCAACAGCUCUUUGGUCAGCAAAUAUUUACUGAGCACCUAUUGAGUCAGAUGUUGGGCUACAUGACAGUGAUGCAGGAGGGCAACACAGCACUCCCCCUACAUGGGUCAUCUAGUGGGGAGCUGACUGGAUCAACGGUCAUACACAUCACCACUGAGUAGGGUGCUUUCAGCGUUUUUAAUGCAAGUGAGUAGCGUGCUUUAGCCAGAGGUUUCUCAUGGAAGUGACAUGUCGGUGGAAAUCCGAAAGGUUGGUAGUAGCCCAACUAGGCACAGAAGCCUUCCUGCCAAGGGAACCACCUGUGGAAAAAGUGCUUUGGCAGAGAGGCCUUCAAGGAACUGGAUACAGUGUGACUAGAGCUGGUUUUGUGAGGCUUUCUAUUCAUCAGGCUGACUUUAGGGGUCACCCUAUUAAAUUUGACCACAGUAAGACAGCUGUUUUGAGUUCAGCAAACUUUCCAGGUGGCCUCACUGCAAGAGGUCAGGAAGUCAGUGACCCCCAUUAUAGCUUCUGAUGGUGUUGCUAAAGUUCCUUGCUCUUGCUGAGUCCUCCUCACUGCACUCCCCCACUUAUGCAUUAGUGGGAGGGUCACUGAUCUUACAGAAACUCACUCUGAAAUGAGAAAUGGGAACCCGAGCUCUUCAAUUUUGGAAAGGCCUUCUGUCUCGAGGAGUGGUUAUCUCAUCAGGAAGAUGAAUAUGCCAGCCUCAAGCUCGCUUCCAAGCUGACAUUCCAGGAUCACAUGAAUUCCUGUGCUUAUGUCCAGGCCCUGGCCUCAAGCCAUCUACGUGUUAUUUUCCUACUGACUAGGAUUUACUGAGAUGCUGGCCAACAGGAAAUGUGCAAAUUGGGUGCUAUCCAUGUGACAUCAUGGGGACCAACCAUGAAAAAGCAAAGUGCCCUCUACUCCUGAUGCAGGGGGCAUCAGGACCGAUCAGUCACAGUUGCCUUUCCGCCUCCACCACCACCUCGGUUCUUUUUUCAGUGGCUGGCUGUGCCUUGGGGGAACAAUAAUAAAGAGGGAGUGUGACAACCUCUAGGGAUAAAGCACCCCAGUUAAGGUCUGCAGUGCCUGAAGAAUCCCCCACCCAACUUGGAUGGCAUCUUGCAUGUCUGGAAAAGGGCUCCGGUGGGUUCCAACCUGUCCCUCCCUCCACGUGAUGCAACUCCCUGGGAGCCUACUCACCAGUGGACCCGGGGAACACUUGCCAAAGGACAUCUCUUUCUGCCAGCUGUUUCUCCUUGGGUUAGGGGGAUACAGAGUUAAAGGCAGGGGAUGGCAAACACGUUCUGGAAUCUGUCCAAUGAUGUAUUCUGUGGUAUUUUUAUUUGGUUAUUAAACAAUAAAAGGUGUUAACUUUAAAUGUGUUCUGACUUUUCUGCCUUCAUAUCAUUAUGGUCACUAAGAGUUUUUGGAGGAAAAUAUAGGAAGGCAAUACCAAGCAGAGACAUAAGAGGCAAUCAGGAACCAAAAUAUUCCUAACAAAGGCACAUCUUAUAAAGAAAUUCAAAAGAUAGAAAAUUUUAAAUGAGCAAAUAUUAAAAGACUAGGAAGACACUGAUAAAACUGGUAUUUUUCAUGCAAGGUGUGAUCUGAUAAAACUGGAAUUUGAAAUCAAGUUUUUAUCGCCUACAAUAAAAAUUUCCUAAAAAAUGAGAUAGGUGUAAAGACAUUUAUUGCAGUAUUUUUAAUAGUGAACAUUUCACACAACCUUACUGCCUAGCAAUAAAGGGGAAUGGUCAAGUUAAUGUGCUCAUUUAACACCCUCCCCACCCUUUUCUUACUCAGCCUGAGGAAUGUACCCUCCUUUCCUACUCAGAGAAGGCAGAGAGGGCUAGAGGGUGGGGAGGGGAGAGUGUGUAAGCCAAAAACAUGAGCACCUUCACUAGCAGUCAAACAAAGGGUUUUGAGGUCAUUUGGAGUGGGAGGUCAGCGGUGGCUUGAGCUGGCUGCUUGACUUCCUGUGCAAACGAGGUUCAGAACCCAAAAGGGGAUGUGGGAUUCCUGGAUCCCAGCUCCAUUUCCUUUAUUGUCCACAGUCCACUUGCUGUCUAUAAAGGGGGCUGUGGAUUCGAGCUCUCCAGAUCCCUUCUGAUCUAAAACAGAUUACUUUUAAAAAGACCGAAAUCUGGUCUAGCUCCUGAUAGAAAUUUCCAAAGGCUUUUCCCAGUUGCUCCUGGGAUCAAGGCCAAAGCCCCAUCCUCCACCAGCCGGUGUAGGUUUCCCUUAUGGCCUCUUUUAAUUCUCCAGAUAUAGGCCAAACUCCUUCCUGCCAACUCUUCACACAUGCACUUUCUUGUAAGUAAUCCCAUCCCCACAACAGUCUUUGGGUCUCAAGUAUUAUUUCUUCAAAGAAAUGCUCUUUCAUUCCCCCAUUGCCCAACCUGGGCAAUGUUUGGGCUUCUCAAAUGCUCUGUGUUCACGGUACUGACCAUAAUUUAAGUAUCUGUGAAAUUAGAUGAUUCUGGUCAUCCCAACUAGACUAUAAAUUCCAAAAGCAGUAUGUUCAUUCCUAGAACUAGUCAACUUCUAUUUUUCAAUAUAUGAAUUUUUACCCUAAGAUAACCCUCCCGGCAAGUGGUCAUGCACUAGGUUAUAUAGAGACAAGUCAAAAGUUUAGGUGAAGCAUCUAAACAGUCUGUUUAGUCUGCAUUAGACAAAUCCUAGAAAAAAGAGCUACUUUUUAGUGGAAAACACAGCUGCUUGUAACUACGGGAAAUAGAAUGGAAAUGGCGCCAUUCAUAUCUGAAAGAAGUGGUUAGUGGGAAGAAAGGCAGGAUUUUGAAAAGAUACACUCACCCAAUACACAAUAGCAAUUAAGCAAUUCAUUCUGCCUCUGCCUCUUCCCAGCUAAAGCCUCCUCUGCAAGAGGUAUUUAGACUCCCUGAGCCUCAGAUGCAUCAAUAAGGGUUAAUAAUCUGAUCGACACCAUAAGAGUAAGACAAGGGUAUAAAAGGUGCAAGGCACAAUGCCUGGCAUGUGGGGAACACAUAAUAUUAACCAAUUAGUUCUUCAGAUGUAAAAUUUUUAUUUAGGCCUUAGCAGCCUCUCACUCUAGAGAGGCUAUACAUACUACAAGAACCUUACAGAUGG